AUGACCUCCGAUAAACAAAACAAUGGCUAUCCCGCCAAACCGUUUACACCCACGCUCAGUGCAGCUUUCCACCGUUCAAGCAAAGCUCCUUUAACACCGAAGCUUGCAAGCCCCAGUCCGGGUAAUCCUGUUGCUCGUCGACUCGCCCAUCCCGACCAGACUCAUCCCUAUUCCACUCCCUCCAAGGAGGACGUCCCUCCCGUCCCUGCCGUGACUCCGAGCUUCUUAAGUGCCAACGUCACACCACGUUCAGGCUCUCGCAGCACUCGCCGCGAUGUCGGCUUCUCUUCCCCUUCAAAUACUCCUGUCCCCUCGCCGCAAGCUCCAUACAUACAGCAGAACGUUGGUCUCAGGGCUGAACGCCGCACGGCGAACGGAGCGCAGCCCGGCUCGAGGGGUGAAGCCGGAACAACCCCGGAGCCUGAGAGCAAAGACACUCGGGUCCGAUGGACCUCAGAUGCACGAUCAUCCAAUUCUUCUGAUGCCGAACUUCCCCGACCGAAGCAGGGGAGGAUGUCCCCGGCCUCGAGCUUCCUGUAUGCAAAUGGAGAUCAAGAAAGAUACUCUUCCACAGACGAAUCUCAGAUCUCCGCUGCUCCAGCACGUCGAGCGGGAACGCUCCCUCGCGCUGCACCCACCACCCGACCCGGUACUUUACCAUCCCAGCGCUUGAAAUCCCCACGAGUAUCAGACGCAACCGCUCCUCCGAUCCUAGAAUCCCAUUCCACCCAGGGUCCGAGUUCAGAAAAAGGCAUCGAAAAUGUACUUCAUCGCUACGGGUCGCCUCCAAGUACCAUAUCAGAAAGACCACCACUGCUUACCAUUGGAAAACAUCGAAAGUCGUCCAGCGUCGAUUCCAAUAAUCAAUCGAUACACCCACGAGAUGCUCUUCGUGCCAGUCCAGUUAUAAUUCCAAAUAACACUCGCACUGAUGCUCCCGCUCUUAUGCCUAUACUCACUGAUCAAGUCCCGAAUCUACGACCCCGUGUAUUCAGCAACGGCUCUUCUGUCUCUACAGACACCCAUCAACAGAUACCUAUGAGCCCAGGUAAAUCUGAUAGUGGAGAUGGGGCCCUGAAUGCUAGGACAGAACGAAAAAUUCUAGACUUGGAGAUCAGCAACUCUUCGCUGCUUGCCAUCAAUCGAACCCUGGAGCGAGAAAUGCGCAAACAAAACGCGGAGUUGCGCCGGUUUCGACGGCUGAGCCGCUCUGGUCGACUUUCCAUGGCUCCUUCAACUCGCUCAUUUUCUGGCACCGCCUUGUCCAUAACAAGCGAAGCGGAGGAGGAUGCCAGUGCCAGUGACCAUUCCUCUGCACCAUCUGAUGAUAUGUCCGAUUUCAAUGAUGAGGAUUCCGUCCCAGAAGGUGUUCUCAGCCCUGAUACUCUUGCUGAGCAUGAUGCCAAACAUCGGGCUCAUGAUGAAAAACGCUUCAUGAUUGAUCUUGCCAACCAUCAAAACCUUCUCGUGGAAAGCCAGAAGAUGAACCAAAGUCUCAAAAAGUGCCUCAUUAGGACAGAAGAGCUUAUCAAAGCCGGUCGCAAAGCCCUCGAGUAUAACGUUCAUGUUCAAGAUAUCGAAUUGGGUGGACGUGUCUUAUGCCCCGAAGAGCUUGAUGAUAUGGGCGAAAAUAGACGGGGCCUUCUCAGUCCAUCUACAGACUAUAGCUCUUUCAUGCCCUCGCCCAGUAUAUCAUUCGAUGACAGUGAAUUCACUGAGGCAGCUUCCUUUCCUCUACCCUCGUCUCCUGGUGGGACGGAUUAA
Molecule: messenger RNA, 1764 nt
Organism: Penicillium malachiteum
Lineage: Eukaryota; Fungi; Ascomycota; Eurotiomycetes; Eurotiales; Aspergillaceae
Exons: 2
Coding region: 1-1764 (587 amino acids)
Source: RefSeq, a predicted model, not a curated record